UCUCGCGGGCCGUAUACGGCCCGGGGACCGGAGAUUCCCCACCCCUGGUUUAAAGCCUGCCGUGUUUAAUAAUUAAUCUCGUCGUUUUGAGAAAUGUUGUGAGAUUAAAGACGCGAAGAAGCGCUUGAUGAAGUGUUUACGGUGGCUUCUCGUGAAAGAAGCCCGUUUAUCGUUUUAAGUCUGGGGGUUUGUACUUCUUUCUUCAUAACACACGUGUGUUGACGAUGUCUGUCAUGUUACAUAGGAUAUUGCGACCCGCGUUGAAACAGGCUCAGCUGCUGUCAGCAGUCAAAAACAAGCAGCCACUGUGGAGGCACGAGACGCUGGUCCGCGUGAGCUCUGCGUGCGAUGCAACUAUUCGGUCACUCGAAGACUGUCUCGAGGUCAACUAUGGAGGGGCGCCGAUGCGGUUCAACUACGUGUGGCUGAGGGAUCACUGCCGCUCUGACGCUUCAUACAACUCCAGCACUAACCAGAGGAACCUGGACACUGCGAGUAUAGACCUCUCCAUCCGCCCUGACAACACAACUGUGCAAGAUGGCCAUCUGGUCCUCACCU
Messenger RNA from Notothenia coriiceps (black rockcod), 558 nucleotides. RefSeq names its product trimethyllysine dioxygenase, mitochondrial-like. The transcript is spliced from 2 exons. The record is from RefSeq and is a predicted model, not a curated record. The annotation marks the transcript as partial. Lineage: Eukaryota; Metazoa; Chordata; Actinopteri; Perciformes; Nototheniidae.